This is a messenger RNA of Vespula vulgaris, 2091 nucleotides long. RefSeq names its product popeye domain-containing protein 3-like. Gene Ontology annotation, molecular function: cAMP binding. The coding region runs from base 259 to 1344 and encodes 361 amino acids. NCBI's taxonomy places the organism in Eukaryota, Metazoa, Arthropoda, Insecta, Hymenoptera, Vespidae. Gene Ontology annotation, cellular component: sarcolemma. The transcript has 7 exons. The record is from RefSeq and is a predicted model, not a curated record.
UAAUAGUAUACGCUUGUAAAAAACUGAAGCAGGAUAUGUUUAAAUCUAUCCAACUGAUCAGGGAAAUUAUCGAUCCCUAAGGACUGGUACAUGCGCAUGAACUAUACACAUGCGCUUUAUAGCAAUUUAGGAGUGAGAACGGUGGUAAACCAAAGAAUCUUUAACCAAAACAAACAUGGGCACGCAGUAGUAAUAGAGAGCGUCUUCCUUACUUUCUUACUAUAUACAUAUAUUGUACAUUUUUAAGAUCGCACAAAGAUGAGCCCAGGAUUGGGUCACGAUCCUUUGCCUUCGUAUAACGUCACAGCGAUAGGUAAUACCGCACUGUGCCUAUGGCAACAGCCACAACACAUAUUGUUCCAAUUAGCGAAUUUCUGCUUUGCACUCUCUUACUCGGCACCGUCUUCGAAGAAGGGUAUAUUGUUUAUGCACUCCGUUUUAAUCGUUGGUUUCAUGUUAUUGUCCGGAUGGGCAUGGCACGUGAUCUGUGCACCAGAUAUCUUUUCCUGGAACUUUACCUUCUUAUUGUUGAAUAUUGGACAGUUGGUUUAUAUUGUUUAUCAGAUGAGACCUGUCAGGUUCGAUCCUGAAUUGGAAGAAGUCUAUCACACACUUUUCUAUCCGUUUAAAGUAUCAAGAGCGCAAUUUAAAAGACUAGUAUCUCCAGAGCUCGCAACAGUGAUGUCCCUUCAUACUGGCGAAGCGUAUGCAAUGCAAAACUUAACUAAAACGGACAGGCUGGGUCUAUUGCUCAGUGGUAGGGUCAACGUUCUUAGUGACACCAACUUUUUACAUCCGAUUCUACCCUGUGAAUUCUUAGACUCGCCAGAAUUCGAGAGUUCUAGAGCAUCCAGAGAUGAUAAAUUUAAGGUCUCGAUAGUUGCAGCUAAUUCUUGUAGAUACGUUUAUUGGCAAAGAUCGGCCUUAGAAUAUCUCCUUGUUAAAGAAGCUUAUCUCGCAACGGUCUUAACGACUUUAGUUGCAAGAGACAUUGCAACAAAAUUAUAUGCAAUGAACAAUAAGAUAGUUACAGAAAAAGGCUCGCAUUUGGAUAUUCGAUUACCUACUAUUAACGCUGGAAUAGGACUCAGUGGUGAUCAUAGAAGUCCUCGAACAAAUAGACAAACUUUGAUACAUAGAAAAGAUACCAGCCUUACGUCCAACAAUGUGGCUGGUGCUAAACCAAAAGAAAGAAUGACGAACAAUUUAACUAAAAAGGGUGCGCCUAACAUGGAACCCCUGCCGGAAUUACCGUCCUGCGAUGAUCUCGCUUCGAGUGGUGUAGAAAGUUGGUUGGAUUCGUCCAGCAAAUAUCAUAGUUGUGAAAUUGUUGAUGAGGAGUGACGGUACGCUUAUCAUGCAAGCUACCAUUGUCCAAUGGACGAGCAAAAAUGCAUCGAACCUAAUUGUCUCCUUUACGAGAUGAUCACGCGGGAGGUUUAACGACGUUGAUCGAAGGAGGAGAAGGAUGGAGGAAUACAUUAUAGUAUAUAAACAUAAAAAAAUGAGAAGAAAAAAAAGAGAUAGGAGUACGACAGAAGACUGCAAAUUUUUUCAAUUACCAGGUAGAAGUUAACUUUGUCACGUUGCGUAAAAAUAUGCACCAAACUAAUUUAUAACUUGGGAAUGGAUAUUCAACCAAUCUAUGAUGAUUGGAAACGUGAUAUUACGUUUGUAAUGAAAUCGGAAAAUGUAAAAAUAAUUAAUAACUCAUCGACGGGCGUUGCAAUUGUUUUGCUGUGUGCUUUUAGAUAGAGAGAAAGAAGUUAUAUAUAUACAUAUAUAUAUGUAUGUAUGUAUGAUGUAUGUAUGUAUAUGUGUAUGUGUAUGUAUGUAUAUAUACACACAUAUUAUAUAUCCAGUUGUGGCAGCACACAAUGGGAUGGUCAAUGUUAAGAAAGAACGAGAGAUACGUGCUAUGUGAUUAAAUUGCGCGACGAACGAGCUCACCGGUAGCAAUAAAUAAUUUAACAAAUUCAUACGGUCUCUUGUGGUUAAUAUAUGCCGAUCGAUCGAUCGGUUCGUUUUUGGUCUACACGGUAUAGUAUCUAUAAUACAUCGUUUUGUUGUAAUAAACGGUUUAAAUAAUAA